Molecule: messenger RNA, 3388 nt
Organism: Paramisgurnus dabryanus
Lineage: Eukaryota; Metazoa; Chordata; Actinopteri; Cypriniformes; Cobitidae
Source: RefSeq, a predicted model, not a curated record
ACCAUUCGUUGGUGAUCGACUGAUACAUAUUGAGUGAAUCCUUCGCCAUAGUAUGCUUCAAAAACGCCUUCUCUUGGGAUUUUAACGGCGUUGUUCAGAGUCAUAAUGACGAACUGCUGUGGUCUCGUGACUGAACAAAAACUGCCAGUACCUCUGAAGAGCAUCAUAGUUGAGGUGCAGGUGAAGGGUCAUGUAGCCGCAGUCACCUCCACUCUGCAGUAUGUGAAUGAGGAAGAGCACCACCUGGAGGCCUUGUUUGUGUUUCCUCUGCCUGCUGAUGCUGCUGUCUGUCACUUCAGUGCCAAGAUCGGAGAUCAGGAGAUUGUGGCAGAGGUGCAAGAAAGACAAACUGCGAGGGAUCAGUAUGAUGAUGCGGUGAGUUCGGGUCAGAAGGCGUUUCUGUUGGAAGAGAGUGAAGAAAGUUCUGAUGUGUUCAGACUGAGUGUUGGGUGUCUGUCACCGGGUCAGAACGCUGACAUCACCAUCACAUACAUUACUGAGCUCUCUGUACAGGCCGACCACUCGCUGCGCUUCUGUCUGCCUGCUGUACUCAACCCCAGAUACACACCAGCAGGUUCAGCUGCUGGAAUAGUUUCAGAGAUUUCUUCAGUAUGUGAUGCUGUUCCCUACACUUUGACUCUUAGUGUUCAUGUGAGCUCUUCAAACCCCAUCUCCAAACUAGAGUCCAACUGUACUUUGGAUCCUAUUGAGUUCCUUAACUCUGAUCACACUCAGGCAACGGUGAAUCUGAGGUCUGGUCACAAGUUUGAUAAAGAUGUUGAGUUGUUUCUGUACUAUCAGAAUACCCAUCAGCCCACUUCUAUAGUGGAGGCAGGAGUGACCACAGCAAAACCAGGUUCUCUGAUGAGUGACCCAGUGGUGAUGAUAAGUUUAUACCCAGAAUUCCCAGAGGAAGUGAUGUCAUCAGUAGCAACUCAAGGCGAGUUUGUUUUUGUGGUUGACAGAUCAGGCAGUAUGGACUGUAUGAUGCAUCAUGGGAAAGGAGCACAGAUGCGUAUAGAAAGCGCAAAGGAAACUCUGCUGUUACUGUUGAAGAGUUUGCCGAUGGGCUGUUACUUCAAUAUCUAUGGAUUUGGCUCUAAUUUUGAGUCCUUCUUCCCUCAAAGUGUUGUGUACAAUCAAAACACAAUGGAUCAGGCACUUAAGAAAGUCAAUGAAAUGACAGCAGACAUGGGCGGCACAGAGAUUUUACAACCUCUGGAACACAUCUACAGUCAACCCUGCUACCCUGAACACCCCAGACAGCUGUUUGUCUUCACUGAUGGAGAGGUGGGAAACAAUAAAGAGGUUCUGGAUCUUGUGAGACACCAUGCUCACUCUCACAGGUGUUUCUCUUUCGGGAUUGGUGAGGGUGCAAGUACCGCCCUCAUCACAGGAAUGGCCAAAGAGGGAUUCGGACACGCCCAGUUCAUCACAGGCACAGACCGCAUGCAACCCAAAGUGAUGGAGUCUCUCAGGUUUGCUCUUCAGCCUGCAGUGAACAACAUCUCAGUACAGUGGAAAGUACCAGAUGGUAUUACUGUGGACACGCUGUCUCCACCCAUCAAUGCUAUCUUCCAGGGUCAAAGGUCACUCAUUUAUGCCCAACUUAAAGGACAGAGUUCAGAAAGCCCUGAAGGAUCAGUGAUAGUUCAAUACAACCUGAAAGAUCAACCCGUGACAAACCAGCUUCACUUCUGCCUUAAACCAACCGAGGACACUGGGUUGUCCAUCCACCGCCUGGCAGCCCGAUCUCUGAUUCGCAGUCUGGUGCAGGAGGAGAGGACAGAAGGUGUAGAUGUGGAGGAUAUCAAGAGGAGGAUGGUGGAGAUCAGUGUUGAAGCAGGAGUGAACAGUGUUCAUACAGCCUUCAUUGCCAUUAAUAAAGACAAUAGAGAGGCUGUGAAAGGACCUCUGAUACAGAGAAGAGUACCAACACAAGGAGUAUAUCUGCAAAGUUGUUGCUUGGUUGAAGAUUCAUAUGUGCUUUCAAGUUUCACAAUGGCUUUUGAUUGUUCAAACUAUUACUCUCUCACUGAAUGUGAUGGGAUCCAAUCAGACGGUGCUUGGGAAGAACAGGACUCAUGGGUGUGUGCAUCUCGUACUGCUGCCGUGGAUUUUAAAAAAAAGUCUGUACGAAAACAAAACACUGGAAUUAUGACAAAGGUCAAGAAUUUAUUUCGCCGUAAUUCUAAACACAAGGCUCCACAACCUGAACAGGCAAGAUUUCAAAGCGAACAAGAGGCAGAAUCUGAUCUCCAGGAGGAUCUUUUACUUCAGCUGAUUUCUCUUCAAAAGGCUUCAGGCUGCUGGGAACUGAACUCUGCUCUGGCCCAAGUGUUUGGAAAGACUGAAGAUGAGCUGACCAGUAAGAAACCAGCACAGGUGGAUGGGUCAGUGUGGGCCACUGUGCUGUCUCUCAUCUGGUUAUACGGCUGUAAAACAGAGCAACAGAUUGAGUGGCAGUUUGUGGCCAUGAAGGCAGCGUCAUGGAUCGGCACUCAGAACGUGGUCAGUCUGUCUCAGUGUGUGUGUGAUGGUAAUGAUCUACUGGGAUGUCAAGUGAAAGAAGAGACUUUGGGAAUCUAAAGACUUCAAGUUUUUAUUUCAUCCACUAUGAAAACAUUAAAGACUGUUACUGCACUUGAAUUACAUUAUUGUAACUGUAGCUCAAUAGGUAAUAGGCAUUGCAUUAGCAGCGCAAAGGGUAAUAUUUAAGCAUGCAAAGAAACCUGCAAAAUCAGCUAAACCGAAAGUGUUUUUUUUUUUUCUUUGCAAAUUGGUAAAUUACUCGCACAAGAAAAAGUUAAUGACAAUUCAAACCUUGCACUAAAGUAAGAAAAAUGAUAAAAGAUCAAUAUAAAUAACAAAAUGAGUUUCUGAGUAAUAUAUGUUUUUUUUUUGUUGUUGUUGUUUGUUUAUGACUAUUCAUAAAGUAUUGAUGACUAUUCAAAAGUAUUGAUUACUAUCAGCAAAACUAUGGUUUUACUACACUAACAAUGGUGUAACUAUGGUUUUUGAAAGCCAUGGUUGUCUAAAACCAUUGUUAAUUUCUGGUUACCACGGCUUUUUUUUUAAAUGUAGUAAAACCAUGGUUAAUUUUCAUAAGGGAGGGCUGAUCCUGGUCCCAGUCUAAAAUGCUUGUUUGAGCUGCCUUAAUUUAAAAACGUCUUAUAGACGGUUUCAUCGGACGCACGUGCGCUGACGCGAUACACGUCUGGAUCCGAACAUUACUUCCCUUUCGUUUUUUUAAAUCGUCUGACUAGUUGCUAAAGUUAACUGAUCUCUUGAACAAAUGCUUCGUCGAAAAUAACAAAUGUUUUGGUUUCCUAUGUAAUCUGUGUUGUUGUUUUUUUGCUUGUUAUAUAAAUAAACUAUGUUUAAAGAA